Electrophorus electricus (electric eel) is the source of this 6201-nucleotide messenger RNA. RefSeq names its product SEC14-like protein 1. Gene Ontology annotation, biological process: negative regulation of RIG-I signaling pathway. The record is from RefSeq and is a predicted model, not a curated record. Lineage: Eukaryota; Metazoa; Chordata; Actinopteri; Gymnotiformes; Gymnotidae. Gene Ontology annotation, molecular function: RIG-I binding. Gene Ontology annotation, cellular component: cytosol; cytoplasm.
GAGGUCAUUGCAGCGCUGUUCGUUCUUCUUAUCGUAUCAGUCAUGUGGUUGUCAUGUGUGGCCGAUUUCUCAGACUGCAGUUCUGCAUGGAUGUCUCAAUGUCUGAACCAUCUCGUUUUCUUAUCGUCGCCCUGCGUUCAAGCGCCGCGCAGGUACUUCACAUGUGUGGGUAGCUGGAAAAAUACCAAGUGACACCGUCGCGGUACCGGCGGGGCGUAACGGGGAGGAGCGCUCGGCUCCCCCAAACGCGGUAUCUGUCGGUUAUACGCGCCCGUGUCGGGGAGCCGGGUUAAGGACCCAGAGAAAAGUGCAUUAGUUAGUGAGUUAGUGAAUCUGCAGCAUGCGGUCGCCCACCGUGUGAACGUUUAGACUACUGGAGGAAGAGGCUUGUCGGCGUAGAUGUGGGAAGAUUGACCGCAUUUAAUGGUGGUUUAGGACUUGCACAGGACACGGAACACCUCUUAACUCCGCCGUGGGCACUUUUCAACCGAGGGGUUGGCACACGCUGAGGCUGCAACAUGGUGCAGAAAUAUCAGUCCCCCGUGCGGGUGUACAAACACCCCUUUGAGCUGGUCAUGGCCGCGUAUGAGAGACGGUUCCCUACGUGUCACCUCAUCCCAAUGUUUGUGGCCAGUGAUGUGAUCAGCGAGGAGAAGAGUGAUGACGACUCCACACACAGAAUCGAGAGGCGGUGCAAACUGGACAUUGAUGCUCCCCGCCUUCUCAAGAGGAUUGCGGGGGUGGACUACGUCUACUUUGUCCAGAAGAACACGCUGAAUCGCAGAGAGAGGACCUUGCACAUCGAGUCCCACAACGAAACCUUCUCCAACAGGGUCAUCAUCCACGAACAGUGCUGCUACUCGGUGCACCCCGAAAAUGAGGGCUGGACGUGUUUUGAGCAGUCUGCCAGCCUCGACAUCAAGUCGUUCUUUGGCUUUGAGAGCACCGUGGAGAAGAUUGCCAUGAAGCAGUAUGCCAACAGCAUCAAAAAGGGUAAAGAAAUCAUUGAGUACUACCUGCAUGAGCUGGAAGACGAGGGCACCACCCACGUGCCACGCUGGAGCCCGCGUCCCGCCUCACCCGUCAAGCCUGUCACACCCAACACCCACUCCACCACGCUACCCACCAUGCCUGCCGUUGCCAUCGCGGCACCCUCCGAAACCUCCAAAGAGGGGCAGGCAGGCAAGGAGGGCGGGGUCAGCCCAGUGGGUGGUCCCGGUGAGGCACUGCCAGCCACGCCCGAUGACAAACUGGAUGCUGACUAUAUCAACCGUUACCUGGGUGACCUCACACCUCUUCAGGAGAGCUGCCUCAUACGACUCCGUAGCUGGCUACAGGAAACACACAAGGGCAAGAUCCCCAAGGACCAGCACAUCCUGCGUUUCCUGCGUGCGCGGGACUUCAACCUGGACAAGGCCCGGGAGACCCUGUGCCAAUCGCUCACCUGGCGGAAGCAGCACCAGGUGGACUACCUGCUGGACACCUGGACCUCCCCACAGGUCCUCCUUGACUACUACACUGGCGGCUGGCACCACCACGACCGCGAUGGUCGUCCUCUCUAUAUACUGCGUCUGGGACAGAUGGACACAAAGGGCCUGGUGCGAGCUCUCGGGGAGGAGUCUCUCCUGAGACAUGUAUUGUCCAUCAACGAGGAGGGCUUGAGGAGAUGUGAAGAGAAUACCAAAGUAUUUGGUCGGCCAAUCAGUUGCUGGACGUGUCUGGUGGAUCUAGAGGGCUUGAACAUGCGGCAUCUGUGGCGUCCGGGCGUGAAGGCUCUGCUGCGCAUCAUCGAGGUCGUGGAGGCUAAUUACCCAGAGACGCUGGGGCGUCUGCUCAUCCUCCGUGCGCCCCGCGUCUUCCCCGUCCUCUGGACCCUGGUGAGCCCAUUCAUCGACGAAAACACGCGAAAGAAGUUCCUGAUCUACGCCGGCAACGACUACCAGGGUCCCGGAGGCCUGCUUGACUACAUCGACAGAGAGAUCAUCCCUGACUUCCUGGGAGGUGAAUGCAUGUGUGAAGUCCCAGAGGGCGGCUUGGUACCAAAAUCUCUGUACCGGACCCCAGAGGAGCUUGAGAAUGAUGACAUCAGACUGUGGACAGAGACCAUCUACCAGAGCGCCAGUGUGUUCAAAGGAGCGCCACACGAACUGUUGAUCGAGAUCAUCGAUGCCUCCUCGGUCAUCACAUGGGACUUUGACGUGUGCAAGGGUGAUGUGAUCUUCAACAUCUACCACUCAAAGAGGGCGCCAGCACCACCCAAGAAAGACCCACUGGGCGCCCACGGCAUCACGUCUCCCGGCGGCAACAACGUGCAGCUCAUCGACAAGUCGUGGCAGCUAGGGCAGGACUACAGCAUGGUGGAGUCACCCCUCACCUGCAAGGAGGGCGAGAGUGUGCAGGGUUCCCACGUGACCCGCUGGCCUGGUUUCUACAUCCUGCAGUGGAAGUUCCACUCCAUGCCCGCGUGCGCCGCCACUAACCUGCCGCGUGUGGACGACGUGCUGGCCACAUUGCAGGUCUCCUCCCACAAGUGUAAAGUCAUGUACUACACUGAGGUUCUAGGCUCCGAGGACUUCAGAACGGCUUGCUGCGAUGUGCAGAGUUUGGGUUCGAUGACGAGUCUGGAGUCCAGCCACAGUGGCUUCUCCCAGCUCAGUGCGGCCACCACCUCCUCCAGCCAGUCGCAGUCCAGCUCUAUGAUCUCCAGAUAAGAAUGCGGAGGGGGAACCGGAACCUUCCGGCACGUGAUCGGGACUCUCCUGCCGGAUCAGCGCCAGUAUGUAGUGUGUGUGUGUCUCCACCCCAAGCACCCUGGCCCUUUUGAAACAAGCUUGCACAACAGAUGAUGAGAUGGAGAAAAUGGAAAACAAUAACAGCAAAAGUUUUCAGAGCUACAUGGUCAUCGUCAGUAUUUUACAAGGGCUUGGAUCUGUGUUGCCAUAGCGCUCAGCUGGGCUGCAGGUCAGUUCACGGGCAUCUUUGUUCUUCUUCAUAAUUUCAACUCCCACUAUCAGCUGGGGAGACAUUAUGGUCUAUGAAACAUUUUUACAACACUGUUGGACCUGAUGCUGGACUUAGCAAUACAUGUACUUUUGAAUAGUGUUGGAUCUGAAAUGGAGAAAUGGAAUGCGCUGUUACACACAAACACACACACACACGCUCACACACACACACACGCUCACACACCAGUUCAUUGACACACAGGUGCACAAACACAGCACACAGACUCUUCAAAUUCUGUAUACGAUAAAUUAUGCCAUACUGCUGGGAGAGUUUUGUUCUUCUAAUAAAACGUUUAUAGGUCAAAGUACAGGUUUAAAAACACGUGGCAAGGUGUCUGCCCAUAGCAAUAACCCUAGGAACAUUUUCUACCAUUUGGGUUUGUAUUUAUCGGGGAGGGGUGGUGGGGAGGGGGGUUAACAUAGCUCUAGAGACAUUUUGGAGUCUUCUGGGUGCUAUGUUCUUUAGUGCUUAGCUGUAGUGUCUGGCUGCUUCAAAGUCUUGAUGUUCAGUGCUUUCAAAAGCAGUAGCGCUUGUGAUCUAAUUUUAGUGCUGCUUCUAGUGGUUGCCCCACAUAUCGAUUAAAGUUGUUUUUGAAUUUAUGGAAAUGCCUCGACAUGAAUAGUCACACUAGCUACUGAUCAGUUCCUAUGCAGUUAGUCUAAAUACGAGGAAUACUUGUUUUAUAGGUCACAUUCUUGAGUGACAGGAAACUGGGUGUUAUGGUUUUUGUAGUAAAUUUCUAGUGACCAUAUUAAAGCUGCAGUCAGGUAGAUUUGUUGUGUAAAGAGCUUACUUGCAUGUCAGUGUUUCCCUUCUAAAGUUAUAUAAAUCAAUAAAAUAUAUAUUAUGUGAAUAGAAAAGUUGCACAUAAAACCUUCAUAAAUGAUUCCCAUUUUCCAAAUCUGCUGAAUUUAUUAAAGAUGGUAUUACACCUGCCAUGUAUUUAUUCAGAAUGAGGGCGGUGUAAUUGGGCCCAGUCAGGCCAAUUAACAUGGACUGAUUACUUUUUUCUUUUGAAUCAUUACCCAAGCAGUGAUCACAUUACAUGCAUUACAAAUGAGGUCUUUUCAGGUGAGGGCUUUCUAGACUUCUGUCAUACAUGAGAUUAAGACUCAAAGUGAAUAAAUCACAGUGUCAUGCAUUAUUACAGCAAAGUUUUGAGGAGGUCCGUCAGAGGUCUUGACGUCCCUACAGAGUUUGCUAAUGUCUGCUCACCUAUCUGAAUUGUAAUCAUUUUAGUAGGUGACCAGUUUGCGCUGUAGCUAUUUAGACAGACCCGUCUUCGUUUUGAAACAGGGGUUGACGCCGGUUAAUAAAGGACUCCCGCGAGUGGCGGCCUGGCUUAUCCACCCCAUCAGAGUGGACGCCUGAGCUAAUAACCCAGUUCACUGGAGAGUUGUGCUCCUGAGUGAGGAAGCAGAGCAGAGGACACUGAACCCUGCUGUACUGUAGAGAUUUGCCCCUUCAGCCAAGAAAGGUGCUUCACCUGCCCGGGUACAUCCUUUUGUCUAGUGUAAACUUGCAAGGCGCCCUUACUGUGAAGCGCUCCUGAAGCUCGGCUGCGGUUAGCAAUCAUCCUGUAAUGUUGAAAUCGGAUUUUGAUCUCCAGGUCAAAUCGUGUAGAUUCAUCCUGGUCAUGUUCACGCAUUUACUCUAGCUGUAGCAUGUGUGUGAGAUCCUUUCUGAAGUUUCUUCAACCGUUUGACGGUGUGUCCGAAUACAGAUCAGUUUCCUUAUGUUUACACUUGAAGGAGAAUAUCUGAGGUCGGGUACAGGCCCUUAUGAGUUGCUACCCCUUAGUCUGGUGUGGAAGAGUGAGAGGGUGUGUGUGCAGGUUGGAGGGUGCACUUGAUGGGGAGGGGGGCGAGAGUGCAGCUUUAAAACAUGUAUAUUGUGUUCCCCAUGCUUGCAACCUGCACACGCUGCUUCUGAAGCACAGACUGGAACCCAACAUUACUACAAGCUGCCAUUUCAGAGUGAUUUAUGAAAUUUGAUGACCAUUAGCAUUUUAUUGCAUUUUGGGGGGGGGGGGGGGGGGUUGUUGGUUUAAAAAAAAGGUCUGUCCCACCUGAUUCAUCACUCAGCCACUCAGCUGUCUGACACAGGUUGUUUUUGUUUGGUUUUCUUCUCUUUUUUGGGUUAAAAAUACAAAAGACAAACACUGAAGUUCUACUGCAUAAACUUUUUAAUGUAUUUUCAACAAAGAAUUUUAAUGUCAAACAAAAAUCCUUAAACUUGUCGAGUGUUGCAAUAACCAUAAAAUGCUUUAUUCUUUAACAAGGGGAAAAAAACGAAAACAGAGGGCUGCUCAUUUGUGUUCGAAGACUGUGAGUCUGAUGUUCUGAAACCUUUUUACAUGUGUGUUUCUGAAAUUUGCUUCUGUCCUGUGCUCCCAAAACCGUCAGCCUCCACAUGGCAUGCUACUGCUGGAUACAGCUGUCCUUGUGCCAACCUGUGGCUGUCCAACUAACCCGUGAAUGUUGAGAAAUGCACAAGUUUUUAAUCCUCAACAGUUUACAGUGGACAAAAAGGAGCAGACAAAGUCCUCCACCAAGGCCUUCGUCUCCGCCACCAUCUGUGUUUUUUUUGGGUAUACUUGUUUUUUUUUCCCCUGGUCCAGUGUAUUUGAAAAGCAGGCUUAGCACAACACGAGGGAGACAGAAUGCUGAUUGCACCAGCGGUCUGCACUGUUUUUCCACCACUGGCCUCGGAAUGCACCACGACAAGCAUUUUUUAAAGUAGAUUUACAGCACAGCUCCUGCUCCACGUGUGAUCCACACAUCCACUACGUGGAAUGUAGAUGGACAAUGAUCCAUUUUAAAGUCCAUAACGCUAUCGCUCAGUGCUUUGCAUAUCUUCUUUCAUUGUCAAAGGAUCAGGAUAUUUGGACAAACCUGUACUCAUGCCACCAGCUGAGGCCGUUUUCAUCAGGUUUUGGUGAUGGUUACAAUGGUCACAAUCUCGACCUGUUUCGUGUUCGAAUUACUUCCUAACUGAGUCUUUUGUCUUAUUGGUGUAUGAGGGCUAUAAAUGUCUAUUUCUCAAGUGUUUGUCUUUUUCUCCAACAAAACAUACAGUACCUCCCCACUCCUAUACACUGCAUAUCUAUCUGAGAAAUUGUGGAAUUAAAAAAAAUUAAUAUACGAAGUAACACCUUUCCAUUUUUUGAAACUAUUAAACUUGAAUUGGUGAAUUGAU